AUGGUACUCAACCGUUUGAAACUUGGCGGUGGAAUUCUGCCCGAUCAGGGCGAAGCUAAGAACGGUUCAUUUAAGAUAUUUCCUCGUGAUGAGUCCCCUACCUCAUGGCGUAUACAGCCUUCCGCCAAUUCAUUGUAUCCUCCACUACUCUUGAUCGCACCACCUGGCCACCUAUUCUUGUCACGCCGGUGGCCCUCUGACUCUAUGUCUGGUGGAAAAUCUUACAAAGAGGUUGAAAAGUCACCAGAGGAUGCACGUGGAUUGCAUGGCUACCCACCUGAAGCGGACGACAUGCAGACGCCGUUGUUUGUGCUUGGUCCAAUGGCUAAGCCAGGCUCUCGAUUUCACACAAAGUUAUUCUUUUCUUGA
Protopolystoma xenopodis is the source of this 369-nucleotide messenger RNA. Lineage: Eukaryota; Metazoa; Platyhelminthes; Monogenea; Polystomatidea; Polystomatidae. The record is from the annotation of a GenBank genome assembly.